Cinara cedri is the source of this 25663-nucleotide messenger RNA. The record is from the annotation of a GenBank genome assembly. Lineage: Eukaryota; Metazoa; Arthropoda; Insecta; Hemiptera; Aphididae.
AUGCCAGCAGUGGUUCUGUCGAUCCGCCACUGUAUAGCAGCAACGAAUACGACGACGACCGCGACGACUAUUAAAAAAUCAUCGCCUUCUGCCGCCGCUGCUGCCGCCGUUACUAUUGCUGCUGCUGCUGCCGCCGCCGCCGCCGCUACCGCCGCCGCCGCCGCCGCCACUGUCACUGCCGGUAAUAAUAGUACUACGACGACAACGACGACGCUCUACUGGUUGCCUGUACUGGAUAGCCCGGCGUGUUUUUAUUGCGGCGGUCGACUGUUCGUCGUUGGCGGUGCCACCGCUAGCACCACCAUCAGCACCGGUAACAACACCGGCAUCGGUAGUAGUAGUAAUAGUAGUUGCAGUAGUAGUGUUAAUAAUUGUUUCGACGCGUGUUCGCUUCCACCGCGCAAUUUCGGUAGAGUCUGUCGGUGUGACGGUGCCGUCGUGCUACUGGUGCCGUAUGUGCUUGGGCCGCCGUGCUUCCGACCGUUCGUAUUGCCGCCCGCGUUCGUCGCCGCUAGCAAUCACCUCAGAUAUCACCGUAGAAUACAUCACCUGCUGUACAACACGGCCGUCAUCAACAUGGAAACUAGGUAAAUAUAAUGCACCUUGUUUUUUUUCUCGGCGCCUCAUAUUGUUUCUUCGAUACCUUAUCGUCAUUCGUCGCGCACCUCGUUAUCAGCUCCGUAAUACUGUAAUCUAUGUUAUAAAAAAAAAAAAUAAUAAUAAAAAUUAUAGUAGUAAUGAUAAUGUUCACGUCGCGUCACCGUUCUCUUCGAACAAUAUAAAUAUUGAUAAGAUAAUAAACCGUAUAAAUCCUAUUAUAUUAUUAUUGUAUUAUAUAGGUAUUGUGUAUUCCAAUAUCGGUCGGUCAUGUCCUUAUCAGUGUACCCGACGAUAACCGUUUUCUAUGUUAUUUAAUAUCUUUAAAUAAUUUUCUUUCGCCCUUUGUAGUCCUCGCGGCUUACCAUCGUAGUCGUCGUCAACACCGUCGCCGUGUAUAUACGUCCGCAUAGAACUUGAUGCACGGCAACAGCGGACGCCAUCGUUUAUUGAACCGGUCUUGAAAAAACCGCUUCGGUUGCCCUUGAACCCAUAUCCCCGGCGCACCACUAUAUAAUAAUAAUGAUAAUAAUAAUAAUAAUAAUAUCAUAGGUACCUAUAUGCGUACGGCCGCCGUUCUCUUUUUCUGUAAGUUUUUUUACCUUUCCGCCGACGACGUCGAGGGCUUUAUUUCGGGCCAAUUUCAUAUGGUGGGGCAAAGGUUACCAGAGGAGAGGGGUUAGCUCGACGACGACGACGACGACGACGUUACACAAUAACAGCUGCUACACGAGCGUUGUGCUGUGUGUUUUUUUUUCAAAGCACAAAGAGUAUAAAUUUUAACUGCAGUGAAAGUUUUUUCGCUUCCGCCCCGCUACUACCCGGAAUCGCAGCCGCCGCCGCGGUGUUCAUAACGGCGGCGGCGGCGGCAGCGGCAGCGGCCGCCGCAUGAAAUAAUUACGCUCGGUCGGGGCCCGGUGGUCAGCACGAGCCACACAGGGACGUUGACCUCCUCCUCCACCCGCUGCCGCCGUAUAUAAUUAUAUAUACGCGAAACAACCAUCCCCCUAUUGUCGUAACGGUUCGUUUGCGCAAUGCCCUCCGGAGAGGAAGUCGGCGGAGUGGCGGUGGUAUAUACAUGUGUGUGUGUGUGUGUGUGUGUGUGUACACGCUAAAUACAAAAGGGUGUGCGGGCAGUGGUGUGGGUAGACAGCGCACAAUGCGUAUUAAAAAAAAUAAAAAAAAAGCUCUCCCCCUUUUAGUUUUGUAUUAUGUAUAUGAUGUGAUAAAUGCGUUCUCGGCGUUGCUCCGUGUACAAUGUAAAAAUGCACUUAAAUGCGCACUGCCGCUGUCGUGCGUAUAUGGUGAGGGGCGGGAGGCUCUGCACUGGUACUUCGCGAACGUAUAUAUAAUAAUAUCGUGUUGUUGGGUUUAUGUGUACCGGCGGUACGCGUUUUCCACUAGCGCGUAUGCGUAUCAUUAUUAUACUUUUGCCAGUGUUUGUUCCUCUCUGUGAAAACGCGAAAAAAAAAACAGUCGUUCGCGUACGUACAAUUGUAGCGAUAUAUUUUUUUUUUUUUUUUUUUAUGGGUUUCUGGAACGUAUAUGUUUUUACGACGUGCGCGUUUCCGUGCGAUAAAUGACGGAAAUUCGCCUUGUACGGUCAUAGCCCUUAUAGGUGUGUUAUUUCCGAAGUACACUACACAAACCGCGAAAGAAACGAAACUAUUUUCGACCUAUCCGACGUGAUUUUUCAUAUGAAAUCGAGGGUUGUUAUUGAAUUGAAUUAUGACGAGCGAGAACGGAGGUUGCCGUUCUCGGACGUAACGAUAUUGGAAUAUUUGAGGUUAUGUUCAAUGUUUUUUUUUUUUUUUAUCUUUAUCCCGAGGAGAAUUUUACAGUUCCCGAUUGCUAUUAUAACAAAAUAUGGUUAUGAGAUCUGUGCGCAGACAAUAUUGAGUACGAAAUGUGCGUUUUCCCUCCUUCCCGUAAUAACAUAUUGACGUCGUUAUCGAUGUGACCGACGGAAUUCUAUACGCUCACGGCGGGAUACCGAUAUAAAUGAAUAUCGCGUGCUUAUCGCAUUGUAUCAUAUCCUGUGUGACUGGCCAUCGAGACAGACGACUGACCGUAUCUGUUUAUUUCGGAAAAUCUAACGUAACCGCGUGUAUUUCGCGAUUGGGUUUUUGCAGCAUUGAACAGUGGUGUGUGCGCGCCCCUGACUUAAUAGGAGGAAUGCGUUGGACAAAAUGCCGUUAACGACGCGGCGGCGCGCAUCCCUCGUCGCGUAAGAAUAUUGUAUUGUACAUUAUACGCGGGGAGCAAACCGAGAAGGGACAUGACAGUGGCGGCGCUCACCCCAAAUCCCAAUACGACAGGAACCCUCUCCUGGGCGACGGACCCUUCGUGAUGGAGAAACCGUCGUCAUCUUACAGCCGCGCGCGUCGUCGUCGUCAUUGAUUCCUAAAAUGCGCGCUAUCACCGUGCGUUACGGACUGCGUUACGGUUUUUGGGAAACAUUAUUACGUGAACGACGACGAUGCGGUCGCUGCCGCCGCGGCGUAGACUCUCGACACGCACGUAAAAAGCCGCGUGCGAGCGAGAAAGAUUCGAACGGCGGACGAAGUGGCGGUACCCCCCCGAAGACGACGUUGCCUGUCCGUGCGCCGGCCGGCCAUCUGUGUGCGGUCGUUCUUUGUUUAUUAUAUUAUUAUUAGGUAUACCAUAUCUCCGGGCACAGGCGACGUCUAUGAUACUCUACAAUGUAAUGAACAUUAUAAUAUAUUAUAUUCCACUAAAUCGCUGGUGCUUCGUUUUUAUGCUCUCGAAACCCGGCUCUUCGCGCGAUGCGGGCCUAGAAAUAAUCGAAUAUAAUAUAUUUUACCAUUUAUAUCUAUGUCGUCGUCACGGCCGGUCCUCGGGAAAACUAUACCGUCUCUUCGCGAUGGGGGGGGAGAAAGUCCGCGAAAACCCGUAGACGGAUGCCUUUUUUUUUUUUCUCAUUCGCCCCGUCGUCUUUAUCUUUUAUCGUCGCUUUGUGUAUACUUUUAUCGUAAGCAUAAAUAAUACACGGACGUUCAGCUGUGACGACUUUUCACGUACCAUCUGUCUUUCUAUAUUAUACGCGUAGUGAUCUUAUGCGCGUAUGUGUGUGUGUUUGUGUUUUUUCGUCCACCUACAACCGAACACAGCCACCAACUCCAGCCCCCUUUCACUACGAGUUUUUUUUUCUCUCUGUAACCUUUUGUGUGUGUCCGAUACACGCACACGCACACACCUGGGCCGCCGUCGACACCGCCCGGUCCGUCGGCGGCUGCGGCGCGGCCGAGAGCAUAAGAGAGGAGGUGUGCGCGCGAGUGCUGCUGCAGGUAUCGCCAGGUGGUUUUUAUCAUUAUUAUACUAUAUAUUUUUUUUUUCCCCCGACGGAUCUAACGAGACACCCACUAUAUAAUAUAAUAUAUAUGUAUACAUAUAUUAUGUACGUUCAUAAUACCGCGACAAUACAAAAAGUACCAUACGCGUCUCGUUUUUGUCGCCCCGUCGUCCUCUGAAAUGUACCUGUUACGAAAAAUAUAUUAUUACUGUGCGCGAGAAAUAUAAUAAUAAUGAUACAACGUGAAACGUCUGCCCCGCGAGUGGUAUUUCCGAGGUAUCGGAAUUUAUGGUACAGCACAACGCCAGACGACGGCGAACACGCCGUGUGGUACCUUCAAAGCCGCCUUGGCCUAAUUCCCCGUAUAGUUAAAAAUGCAAUAACUCGGCUGUGUAUAUAGACACCGGCGUAAUAAUAAUGGUUGGGUUGUACUAUUAUUUUAUGUACCUGUAUAGUAUAUAGUAUAUAGUAAUAAUAUUAUUGUGUUACACUAUAAUAUAAUAUACUUAUUAUUACUUUGCAAGUUAAACGAAUAAUAAAUAAUAAAUACCUAUAUAUUAUAUGUAUACAUUUUUUUUUCCCGUCGGUCGGGUCGUUAGAAAUUCGCUCGUUGCGGUUUCGGCUGAAAAGUGAAAUCAUUCAGUUUUCGGUCGAAUUGUGUUACACGACAAAGAAAUAGCGGAAAGAAAUUAACGUCGUCGUCGGUUAUUUGUUGUUAUUUAUUAUUAUUAUUUUUUUUCCAUUCCUUCUCGCGGUGUUGUUUAGUUAUCUAAUCGGAAUUGCGUUCAUUUUUUAUUAUUAUCAUAUUUUUUUUCCCACCGAAAUCCAAUAAAGAAAAUCGGUUUAGUCCGAAAAAGAGAUUCACCAUUUUUCACCGCAACCGUUAUCGUUCUCGCAGCCCCUACUUCUUCACUAUUCAUGUCUGACAUUUACCAACAAGGCUGACUGCCUUCUGGCUUCUGUAUCCAAUAAUAAUAAUAAUAAUAAUAAUAAAUUAUUAUUAUUAUUCACAAAUGUUCGUAUGUAUUUUUGCAAUGACGUCGGAUCGACAAAGAAGUCAUUAUGCGGGUCAAGGUAAUUAUUUUUGACACAAAACCGUAUAAUUUCUAGAAAAAUACCACGUUUUAGAAAAGAAAUGGUUUAUAAGAAAAUUUUCAAACGGAUACCUACGUUUUUUUGUCGUAUCGACCGUGAAACUUGUGGUUUUUUUUUUUUUUAAUGUAUAUUGUUUUUGUAUAAUAUUAUUAAUUUGUCUGUUAAAAAUCCAUUGCAAAAAGGGCAACCGCACGGGUGAAGCGAGACGAAGCCAUUUUCCAAUUAAAUACAGUAAUAUUCAUUAUUCAAAUAUUGCCAAUUUAAAUAGGCAUAGGUAUAAAAAUUAUUACACUUUCGGACCGUUAUCAUUUAUUCUUAUCAUUUCCGGGCAUCUGUCCCUACCCAGUUCUCCUAACCGCGCGUGGAUGUUUUAAUUCCUUGUACGUCAUUACACUGUUAUAAAUUAUAAUAUCAUAAAUUUGAUGGAGGUUAUUUCACGGUUUACGCGAUCGCUGUCGCCUACGGUUUAUGCUCAAACGCAUAAACGAUAUACGUACGUUUUCUAUGAAAAUAUGCAAAACAGCACAGCUGUGUGGAACAAGCAGCUGGUAGUCGUUUGCUGCAUGGGAAUAUUCCCUUCUCGCAUUGCAUUCGUCGUUAUUAUAUUCCUUUUAAACGGCCCAAGGACCCCCCCCCCGUCGUCCGUUUACACGCACGGAUAGCGUGGAAGAUAUUGGCCGAGUCCACUUGCUUCCGAGAAAAAAAAACAGUCAGCUGAUGAUCACAUGGAAUUUCGGCACAGACGCCAUUUUCGAACAAAAUCAAAAACUAUAAUAUUAUCAUCAUAUAUAUAUAUAUAGUCAUUUCAACGGCAACUAGUUCUCUCUUUAACAAAUGACCCGAUUCUCCGUUACGUAUGUUUAAGAAUCAGCUGUUCUUGGGGAUAUCGGAUGAUUCACACCUUAAGCAUUAUACAUAUAGGGUGGCGAAGAAUUGUCUUUGGACCCCAGGUAUAUACGCGCAGUCCUGUUUAUAACGGGAUCCCUCAUGCGGGACGAUUACCCGCGGGCCAAUGGUGGCCAAAUGCCGUGAGGCAGUCCGGGAACCGCUAUAGUGCAUCCCGUGUUAUUUUAUAAACCCCUCGGAGGGAAAGAGGCGCGAUGACACCAUUAGGACGACAUUAUCAUAUCCCUUCGACGGUUACGGACCCCGCCCGUGAAAGGGUUCCCCAUGCGGGAAUACCGGUUGUUCAAAGUGGAAACGAAGAGAGAGAGUGCUAACAAUGAAAGAAGAGGAUUCAGAUUUGGCUUUGGUUCCCACCGUUUGUGUCAAGGGCGGUUAGUCGUCUACCGUCGUCUUCCUAAACUGUCGCCGCUCUCAGUAGUGUUCGGUGCGUUUUCGGUCCGUUAACAUUUUAAAUUUUAAAUCUCGUUAUUAUUAUACUGGGUUACCCGUACCAUCGCACAGUAUAUUGUACAUAGUAUUCUCUAAUUCGUGUUGGUGCUUUGUUUUAGAAAACAUUUUAACUUAUUAUAAUUAAAAUAUCCUAUUUAUUAAAAUCUAUAUAACAAUGGAUCGCGAUAGCCAUUCUAUGAGAGCCCAAAUGUCUGCGUUGUUCCCUCCGUAAGUAUUCGAUUAUAAUAUAAUAUAUACACAAUAGUAGUCUGUAUAGGUAUAUCGAAUAUUGCGCGCCGUAACUCGCUGCGAUGCGUUUCGUCAAAAUCGCGCGUAAAAUUAAGACCGAAAAAUCAUUCGGAUUUUACUCCGAUCCCGAUUUUCUCGACACUCGUCAAUACUUUCGGCGGCGCCGCAGUUUGCUCUCAGCAAUGCGGUUUUUUUUUUAUAUAUAUAACUGGGUUUCCACUCGAACGACGAGUUUCUCCGGGGCGUGCGUGCCGACACCUCGAUAAUGUUAUUGUUACGGAGACCUUUUAAACGAAAACCCGCGCGUAAUAUGUGUCCGACGUUUAAAAUAUAAUAAUAAUAAUAAUAUGUAAUAUACAUUAUACAAUAUAUGUAUAUAUAUAAUAUUAUGUUUGUAUGUGUUCGCGCGCGCGCGCGUGUGUGUGUGUGUGUCCUAGUUAGGAAAUACGCGUGACAACCGGUGGCGCCUGGCCUGGGUACAACUAAGUCAAGGGUAUAUGUGUGUAUAUAUUUAUUUAUUAUAUUAAUAUACUCUUUACUUCGUUGUGUUUGUCGAGCUAUAGACCGUCGUCCGCGCGCGAUCGUACGACUGAGGUGUUUUUUUUUUUUUUUUUUUUACUCUAUUCCUUAUCAUUAUUAUUAAUAAUUUUACGCAACCGAUUGCGACACGCCGCGCGGCCGUACCCGGGAAAGCCGCGGUGACAAACGGAAAAACGCGACCGCGUGUAACGACGCUGCGCUGUGACGACGGCGGCGGCGGCGGCGGCGACGACGUCGUCGUCGACGAAGCAAUACGCACGCGAAAAGGAAAUGACCUUGGACGCGGGCGGCCUUGUCCGGCGGCGGUUGUAAUAAUAAUAUAAUAUCUAUACGUAUAUACUAUAAUAUAAUAAUACACCUCUGCCUAUAAUAAUAAUAGCCGAUGGUUUAUGAAACUGGCAUGUUUCCCUCCCGCGCAAUCUCGCCAUGUAAUAUUUCAUCCGUCCGUCGGUCGGUACAAUCGGCGCUGAUACAAUUUCCCCUCCGCGCGCCUUCGAAACGUCGCCCGCCACCUCGUCCCGGUCACAAAAUCGUAUCGCGUUUCCUGAAGUCGAAAAAAAAUAAGCGCUACGGGGAAGGGGGAAAAAACGCGGAACUUAUACUAGUGAGAUUUUUACGAUUUCGCGAAUACUUGUUGUAAACACGAUUGUCGCCUAGCGGGAGGUCUGUGCGCUUUUUUUUUCCCCGUGCGGUUAACUUGGUACGCGUAACGUUUUGUACAAUGUAAGUGAAUUUUUUUCCGCAUCGAUUAGUCUCAAAAGAGAAUUUAUUUUCGCGACCCGACGACUAUAUAAUAAUAGUAAUGAAAACGGCUGUCGCGACGACAGGCGACAACGAUUAUUAUUAUUGUAAGAUAUUGUGUAGAUAUUCGUUCGCAUCAUCAAAUCGUAUAAUAAUGAUAAUUGAUAAGUUUUGAAAUCGCGCAUACGUUUCCAAUAUUGUUCACAGCCGACGUACACGCGUACAAUAUGCACAGUGUACGGAAAAAUUAAAUUCUCACAGACUAUAGAAAUUCCUAUUAAUCGAUACGAUCCCCGUGUGCCGUUAUCGCAGCCUACCACGUUUUUGCUUCGCGGCGGCGACGUGCAGCAAUCGCUGUGUUAUCACGGUUCCGUGAACUUAUCCUUUGGUAUACAGUCGGUCGUCGUUUACUGCCGUGCGGUGCUUAUUUUUUAUUUUUUAUUUUUAUUUUUUUUUUUUACCAUCGUCGAUAAACAGAAACGCUACGUCGUGGUGUACAGUGUGAUAGAUAAAUUUAAAAAAAAUAAAACACGCGCGCGUAUAUUUUUUUAACAAAUCUACAGAAAGAAAUGGAACGGGGCGGUACUGCGGUAGAUACGGCUGUGGUACCCAUAGCGUUUAAUGGUUAAGGCCAACGGUUCCCAAAGUGUGCGCCCCGGAGCACCGUCAUGUCUGUACAGAGGCGCUGCAUCACGGUGUUGAAUAUUUUUGGUUUUGGUUUUUUCUCGGAAAACACUUUUUCGGUUAGUAAAAACGCUACGAAACUUUCGCUCCGUAAAAGAUAUACACACUUUUUCUCUAAAAUUAAAAAAAAAAAAAUGAACAACAUUGUUGAUACUUCACUUCGGUUACUUUGGUUACAACGUACGAAAAAAAAAACUCGCGAUUAAUAUUACUCUGAUCAGAAUAAGUUUUCGAUUGCAAUUGAUUGUUAAGGUACCCUAUGAAAACGUUAGUUCAAAAAGGGAGCCAUGAGUAGAAACAUUUUGGAAAGUACUGGUUUGAACGGUAGGGAGGCACAAUCGUUGGUUAUUGUGUGUGUAAGUACACACUAUACACGCACACGCACACGCACACGCACAUACAGUGUGUACCUACACUCUCUAAACGCGCCGUCAUCGUCGUGUGCGCGCACCUCUCUAGUCGCACACACUACCACCAAGGCCAGACUCGAUUCCGAAGGCUGGUUCCCGGGUGAUGACGGUGACGUCACACCUGGUUUCUUUGUUGUCUCGUUUUCCGCUAUAUUGUGUAUUGUGUGCGUGUGUGUGUUAGACUUAAGGUACCAUGAUAUUGUAUACGGGACGGCUACGAAAAAUAACCGAGAAAUUUUACCCAAAAUGUACGUCUGUGCCUCGGCGUACCUAUACUCCACCCUAUUUUGUUGACCCCGGGCCCAUUGUACCAGAAAUAAAUAAAAACCGUCUGGUGUGAACCGCGGUAAAAGAGAAGAGAAGAAAAAAAAAACGUUACGGCAGCGGCUGAACAGAUUUUUGGAAAACGUGUGUAUUGUGGGUAUUGUAGUCUGUAUGUUAUUUUACACGCGUCGGAGUUUUCGUGUUAAUACCUUAUAAUUGUGUAUAAUUUGAAUUGUCUAUGACGCAUCUUUUACUUUUGAACAGUGAUAAUAAUGAAAUAAAAUAGCUGUAAGAUAUCAUUCAUACGUUAUUAUCGAAAAACAAAUACAUUUUUUUUCUGAGAAAACGUUGUUUCUUCGUUUCAUUAAUAUUAAACUGACUUAUCGUAAUAACAUUAGUAUUAUUAUAUAGGUACAUAAUUAGUCGAUAAAACAUCAAUCGCCUGCAUAAUAAUGGAGGAAAUCGAAAAAUGAUAAUGGAAAAAGUGUCGAUAAAAAUACACGAAUCUUGUUUUAAUAAUCACUGAUAGUUCGGAAAUGGAAUUAAUGUUUUUUAGAUUCUGAAAUGUUCGCAAAUUGUAUUUAAAAUACAGUCAAUUGAAGAAGUAUUUAAAAUAAGAUCGGUUUUCGUGGGUUUCAAAUGUGUCUUCCUGGUCCUGGUGGUUACCAUCCUUAUAAAAUGGUAACUCUGCGAUACUUGAUUAUUGUAGUUAAAACACAUUUGAUUUCGCGCCUAAAGUAUAUGUUUUCGCUCAGUCCGAUUGUAUACGAUAAAUAUUGAUAAUCCCCGGUCGAAUGUGUGUUGUUCGUUGCGGAUUGGUGGCCGUGUGACGUUUCAAAUCGCCAACAUUUUAAAUAUUUAUCCUAUGUAUAGUGGAUUUCGCCGAAACAAAAACCGUCAGUCGUUUGAAUACCGCCGCACAGUUUAGCCUUCGCGGUGUUUGAUUUUUUUCUUCUAAAUUUAUACUAUCCAAAUAGGAUUAUCGUCUUUUAGAAAAAAAAAAAAUAAUAAUAAUAAUAAUAAGACCGUAGUAGUAGUAAAUCCAGAUGUUUUGGGUACGUAUCGGUUUUUAAGCAAAUUUAUACUGGUAAUUAACGCGUAUUACGUUGCGUAAACCGUUAACCUUGGCAUUGACAGUAGAAAUGAUCGCACCGAUCGUGUCCUUAUAAUAAUAUUACAAACGUCUCUGAUAAUCUCUUCCUUGAUGACAUAACGAUGGGAAAAUAUAGGUGGGUAAUAGUAUAUAGUAGUGUGCGCCGGUAUAACACGACUCGCGCGUCUCUCGCACACGAAAAAUAUUCGAGUACCCGUGCGAAAUAAUGACCGGCGAAUUUUUAUUAUAUUGCAACCGACAACGCUGUCCUUGUGUGCGCUUGAAGAUCAGGAAGGCCUCCGGCAGUUAUACAUACGAUGUGUGUGUGUGUAUGUAUGUUUAUUUGUACACGUAUAUAUAUAUAUAUGUGUGUGUGUGUGUGUAAUAAUAUAAUAUACGCGCGUAUAAAAUUAAACUCCUUAGUAGUAGUCCGGUAUUGAUGCAAAUCUGCUGACGGUUUGAAAGUUUAACCGACGGGCCCCCCAGAUUUGGUACGGAUUCGGACCGAUUUUAUAGAAUUAAAUCAGUUCCGCGGAAUAAGCGUGGUGCGAAUUUGGUGCACCGUUUACCGACGAGUGUUCCCCGGUACAUUGAAUCGGUUAUGUUUUCCGCGCGGGUUCGGAUUUCGAAAUGAUUUACGUGCGAUCGCCGUAUAAAAGUAACCUUCUUAAGUAAAUGCCGGGACGAACAAUACGCUGUUUAACCUUUCCGUUAUAUUAUUAUUGUUGUUAACUAUUAAUCGUUUAUUAUUUCAUUUGGGUAUUAUGUCAUUGUGCAGGCUCGUUGGCGACUAUUGUCGUAUACUAUCUUCUCGACGUAUCUCUUGAUAAUAUUGUUAUUAUCGACUAUUUGACUAUAUUAUAAUAUAACAUUAUACUUAUAUUGUCCGAAAAGAAAACUUUAAUACCGUCCGGUUUGUUUCAAUUAAAUCCCCAAACCCUUGUUCCUUGAACCAUCGGCUAUCGUAAUAUAAUUUAUUUCAUACGAUUUUCGUUGACGUCAUAUUGUCGACAUUAUUAUUUUGUAGACGAGGUUCUUGAUCUCUACCGUGAAACGACCUCUGAUACGUUCGUUUGCCUUGAAAUAGGGACUGACUGAAUUAUUUCAUUGUUUAUUGUUGGACUGUGUGUCUCUCAAGCAUAAUGCUACAAAUCAUAUCUACAGUCGACACCAGUUUCACAACCUCGUCCGGUGAAUAAAUCUGCUCGGAAUACGAGUACAAUAUAAUUACAGUGCCCAGCGUAAAAGUUCUUACGUAAAACCGAUUUGACAAAUACUACAACGUUUUUACGUUGACUCUCGGUAAUUGUAUAAUGUACUUUAUUUCGUAAAUCUAACAUAUCGUACUUUUAAUAAGUAAAAUAAAAAUUCAAAAUAGCGAUGUUAGAACGUUCAGGUAGAACUGGAAGACGGCUUAAAUUUACUAAGUAUAUUAAAAUAAAUACGUAUACGUACGUGUGCGUAUAAAACGGUUACGAUGAUAGAAGGCAUGCGUUCUUGUCGUUGUACACCUGUCCCUAUACCCCCCCCCCUUCCAAAUUAGGUCAACCAUCUGCCGAUCUAGUUUCGUCAAUUAGAGACAAUAUUUUAACGUUAUUUUUACAUACCUAAUACACUGAACCGUCUGUAGUGUAUAUUGUAAUACCGAACCAUACAACAAUAUGUGCUAACAGGUGUUCCGCGUUAAGAUUUUUAAACUAAUAUCUUGUUUUUCUUUUCUUUUUCAGGUCAGUAUAUUUGGAUUUAAACGAAGAAGUGUACGCUAGCAUUAAAGAUUCUGUUAAAGAGUUGUGGAAUCUGAUAGGGUGAGUAAUGAAAUUUACCUUCGUCGGUGCCGAUGAUGAUAAUUACCGACGGCUAUAUUACGGAUAACUGCAAGGCCACGGAAGUUGUCUGCGAAGGUCUAUCUCAAUUUUAGAAAUGUAAAAAUUCGCGGGGACAUGCUUAUAUUAUAUCAGUCGUCGCGCCAAUCACGUUUCGGCGUUUAACAAUAUGAACGUGAACAAAAAAAACAACACAUUUAAAUUUUUUUCUUUCUUCUCGACUCAGAGCGGGUGGAAGGAUUGAAGGAUUUUUUUUUCGUGCGGUAAUGUUGGUUUUGGGCAUGAUGUGAUAUAACGCGGACCACGUUAGAUAAGUUUCCACACUGAUAAAGCUGCACCGGAGGAACUCUGGCGUUGGGGUGGAUAUCCCCAUAGCAACACCCGUUUCCCGUUCACGGUGUUUUGUGCAGCUCUCUAUCCCCCUCCUCCCCCCACUAUUUCAACCCUCCGUCGUUAUUUUUGGGCGUGGCGCGCUCGCAAUCGUAAAGUUACUCCGCUGCAAUAAUGCUAUUCGCCCGUUGUGUAUAUACGACUUCGGAAUUUAUAACCUACCAAGCCUACCAAGUUUCCCGGAGAACACAUUGAUUGUGUACUACACUGCUACAACUAUAGAACAAAGUAGAGACAAAGAAUUGCACACAUUCGACUGUGGAAUAGUGUGUGCGUAUGUAUAUAAGGAAUAAUUUCUUUUUUUUAAUCUUGAGAUUUAUGCUGUUUUGACGAGUUUUAUGUACACGAUAAAUACCUAUAAGAAUACGAGCGUAUCGUUAAAUUCGAUUUACCAUAAUAUAUAAAACUGCUAUAAUAUUAUUAUUAUUAAAAUUAUUAUAACUUUUUUUUUUCGUUAAUUUUUUAUUCGAUGGGAUAUUUAAAUAAAUAAAUAUAUAUUAACGUCCUCGUAUAAACAAUACCCCCGCUUUAAAAACUAAAAGCAAAUUAUUGUUAUCGUAAUGCACAUCAAUACAGUGUAUACCAGCUAGUAAAAUAGUAAUUGUAAAACCACGGGCGCGUAUACGAGGAAUUGUUCACCGACGCGUGUCGAUACGAUAACCACAACACUAUGCACACCUGUUAUAUUUUUAUUAUUUCUACAAGUUUUUUUCUAUUAUUUCGAAAUUUUAUUUUUUUUCGCCUUUUAAAAACUACCUUCUAGUAUAUAACGCUACUGCCUAUACUCGUACUUAUAAUAAUAAUAAUAAUAAUAUACACGGGUUGUCGACUUGACAAGACGAUUGUGUUGAACCCGACUCCAGACGACCGCCCAUUAUACAUGCGUAGUUCGAACCAAAGUAUAGAUUAUAUUAAGCAGUGGCACAAAAGUUUUUCAAGUUUGCUGUGUACGGUCUGUCAAAAGGUGCGGUUUGCGCGCAAAGUGAAAGGGUCUAUUAGCGCCUAAAUAUACAUUUUUUUUUUUUUAAAAUUCCUGACGGCGCGCUGUUACUAAAAUAAAAUUUGUUCCGAAGAUCCACACGCGCGCGCACAUACAACACCUACUCCUUCGAGUUGACUUUCUCCGAUCCGUCGUCCUCUUUUGUGCCGAUGUGCGUAUACCUAUUUAAUGCUAUCGUCACAAUAAUGUUACGCAGACGCACAAAAGCAGCAACGGCGGCGGCGAUGACGGCUGCGUCCCACGUCCUCGGGUGUCUACUUAACUACCAGACCUCUCACCGCCGCGCGGUGCCGUGUUGGUGUAACAGAACUCCGGCCCAACUUUCACUCGACAAAAAACAACAAUAAUAAUAAAAAAAAAAAAAAAGAGUUAGUCGCCGUCUGUAUAGUACGGCGUUUCAUGGUCGGUCCGCUUUUCAGAGCGGAAUGUAUGACCCGAUUGUGUAAUUUUCGUGAAAAGGUCCCGCGGCGAGAAUCGUCGUCGAUCGCGACAAGUCUCUCGGUCGUACCCAGUAACGUUCAUGAUAAUAAUUAUUAUAAUAUUAUUGUAAACUUGCGCGGCCCGAGUUGCCGAGCGUGAUUCUCGCGGAAUGAGGAAGUCGUGUGACGCGUCCAUAUACCGUGCGUUACUAUAUAGGUACGCAGUGUUAUCACAAAUAAUACGCUCUGCAGAUACGCAUUUUUAUCAUAAUACACACCGUAUAGUUGAUUUUCACAAACUUCCGUCGUGUCGUUCGACAAACGGUCGUCGGCUCCGUAACUCGGCCGAAAAUUGCCACGAAAUAAAUUAAUAAUCGCGUAUUAUUAUACAUUAAUAAUAAUAAUAAUAAUAAUAAUAAUAAUUCGUUGCCCGAAAAUUCGGUUAGUGCGUUUUGUUUGUCCGCGGGUUGCCGCGCGCGCCUCGUCGUCGUCGGGCGCUCGCGCGCGUCCGGUCGUGUGCGCGUUCCAUUUGUUGUUCCGUCGUUCCGCCCGGGGGACACACGGCUCACGUCCUGCGACGUCCGCGCGUACAAUAAAAAAAUUAAUAAAUAUAUACGCGCGCAUAUUAUUAUUAUUAAACCUGCAGUCGGACGAAACGGCGACCGACGACGAUAAUAUCAUAACGACGAUUUCUGUCGCAUAAUAUUAUUUCGCCACAUGUCCGUCUGCCGCCGCCCGGAUGCGUGUGCCCCGUCGGCCGGUCGUAUGUAUAGUUGUAGUACGCCGCGCGUGAACCGGGUGCACGUGAAACACGUGUGCGCACUUCUCGGGUUUCCUAGUUCUCGCAAGUGUACGGUUUCUCCGGGCGCACACGUUAUAAUUUACAUUAUUAUUAUUAUUAUUAUUAUUUUACUAAUCACACGCUGUACGUGCGUGUACCGACAACGACGAUAUUAUUAUAAUUCAAUAUCCCGUCGUAUUGCAAUGCUUCAACGUCGGUCCGGGGCCCGCCCGGUUACCGUGUCGGGCGAUCGCUGCUCGCGAGGCGGGAGGGCCUUUGAAUUCGUUCGCGCGUUGAGGGCCCGUGAUAUCUAUAACGAUAAGGAAGAGGAAAGAACGCGUUUAAACGAGAUUUAUGUUUCCCCGGACGGGCGGACAAUUUCCUUAUACUGCACCGUACAAUUAAGCCCAUACUUGCCGGUACGGGAAGGUUUUUUCUCUCUCCGUGGUACGUGAACACAUUACUAUGCGCGCGGUGUUUACGAUGCGACAGAAAGGCCCAAAACACUCUGUGACGUGGCCCCCCUUGCGUUGUCGCGAUAAUAUUUAUUACGUCUUUAUAUUAUUGCAUAUUAUUAAUAAUGGCGUUUGCCGCGUUCGCGUGAUUUAGUAGGACACCGCGCUGCGCCGCCGGGAGAAAGUAAAAGUAUAUUAACAUUGCAUUAUCGUGAUAACGCCAACCGGAGCAUCCCGUUGUCGCCACCGCCGUCGUCCGUCGGCAAUGAACCAGUUACGGGUGUAAUAUAACGGGAGAAAGCGGCUCGAAUAUAAUACGUUACGUGAACGUACAUAACUAUUAUAACUAUAUGCAUACCUAUAUAUAUAUAUAUGUAUUAUUAACUACUAUACGAAAUAAGCGCGCGCGUUGUUGGUGCAUGAACGCACGGCGAAAGGGCGACCGGGACCGGGGAAGGAGUAUCGCGCCGCCCCGUUCACUUUUUUUUCUUCUUGCAAUGACACGAUUUUGGCCAUAAUGAAUUUUCCGCCACUGUUCGGGUGUGAGGGAAACAAAUUUAAAUCGCGGUACCCGUGACAAAAACGGUUUUUUUUUUCAACGGAAACCCGGUAACUAUAACUAUCGUCACGCUUUUUAUAAUACACAUAUAUAAUAAUAAUAAUAUAGUAUUCUACUUUUCCCUUGAAUACCCGCGAGAUAUUUUCAAUUCCGUAAUAACACCGAUUCCGCCUUUUCCCGCCGCGACAUAAUAUAUAUUAUUUUACCUAAUACUUGUCGUUUGUCCUCAACUAUGUUAUUUUUUUUUUCCUCGCCCGUUGAAAGUACUAUAUGAUAUUACCCAUACACUAUGUUUACAUUUUAUACGAGUAUUAUACAGAAGCAAUAGCGCAUGAGUCGCAAUUCGCUGUCCGUUAAAGUAAUAAUCAGGACUAAUAUGAUCGCAUAAGACGUUUUCCGGGUUUUUUUUUUUUUUUUAAUUUGAUUUCGUUUUAACCCGUCGUCAAAUUAAAAAUUCGAGCGGCGGUAGAGGUCCGAUCGAUACGUACCGAGCGAAUACCGCGGGUAUAGUCCUCUCGUUAAAACCGCGCGGGCCGUCCCUCGCUGCACCACACGACUGCACCGCGCCGAGCCCCUUCUUUAGCCGCGCUGUGUAUUAUAUUCGGGCGGAAUGGGGGGCGAAAAAAAAAAUAACGCUCCUUAUUCCCCGAUGAGUCACGCCGCGUUAAAACGCAGCCCUAUACACGCCGCGCGAAUCAAUACUCAGCGACUGUCCCCUUUGCCGUAGUGUUCCGAAGCCGAGAUCAUUAUUAUACAUUCGGCGAGAGCGCCUAUACGACACCGCAAAAGCGUCGUCGGCAUCAAUCGGUAUCGCGAGUACGAAAGCGCACUGCGCAACCCCGUUUGCCUGCCAAAGCACCCCCUCGCACGAUUCCGCCGCUGUGUUCAACGACCUCGAAUGCUGCGUUCGUGUUUGCACGUGUACACGCGCGCGCGCAUACAACUUGCUCACCCUCGACUGAGUCUCGAAUCUCAAAUAAGUUAAUUAUCCGCCACGUACGGCCGCACGUGUGGGUCCGGGCAUAUUGUACAAAGAGAAAUCGUAAGGGAAACCGACUAAUUAUUAUUAUGCUCGCGUGAAUUUUCCGACGAACCGCUAGUUCUUCGCUCCUCUCCGAAGAAAACGCCGUCGUCAUAAUAAUAACGCGUUGCGUAAGUCGAAUUUCGCCAUUCCCUACUAUGCGAAUUUUAUACGCGUUACUUGUACUAUAGCGUAAACGCAUUUCGUUCGUAAUGCGUAAUUCCCGUAGUUCGUAAAAACGUUGUGGAAACUGACAUGAUGAUGUUACCUCGGACGUAUAACAGUCGCCCGACGACCCGAGUCUUAUUUUGAAUAAACGUAGUUUAUUUAAUUUAAACAUAAAAUAAAAUCGUCGAAUAAAAUCGCUUCGUGUGACAGGAUCUGUAUAGGUGUGCAUUUUUCUGCGACGAUAAGUCACAAUAACCAUGAACUAAUGGGCGGCACGUAGAGCGAGCUGUCGCGAGACAAUAUAGAGUGAGACAGAGACAACAUAACGUUUUGGGCCAGUUAUAACCGUUGGAAAGCGCACGAUACGUGAAGGCGCCUCCUCUAUAUGCCGUACAGACGAUAUGGAUAGCGCGAGAAAAAAAUAUAGUUUGGUCCAUGUAACGCUCGCUGUAUAUCAUUCAAAUGGUAGUUUGGCAGAGGGAGGGCGAGGAGGCGCUGUCCAUUAGUUUAAUUAAUAGUACGUCUAUGACAACCAAUAGCCGUGAUAAAAGCGAGUUUUGUAUUUUAGUUCGCUGCGAGCGCGUGAACAGUCUCUAAUCUCUAGUAACUUAAGCGGUCACUUUAUCACAACUUGACAAGAGUAACCAGGGCUGCGGUAUAAAGUUCAGAGAAGUAUAGAGAUAUUAGCAACAAUAAUUACCAAUAAGGUUUUUUAAAUAUUGGAAGGAUGUAAUGUAUUUCACGACCGUUUGAAAUCGCGGUCUUCUCGUCGAUAUCGCGAAUUUCGGUUUUAUAUAUUAUUAGCGUGUUUUGCGUUCGUUGUGUUACAGUGUUGCGACCGUGUUCGGGCCGUCACUUUCACUGUUUUCACAACAGAGCCGCCGCCGCCGCCGUGUGACUUAAUAAUAAUAACAAUAAAAAACGACGGCGCCGCCACGCCGUGAGGUUGUACGUAUUAGUACAAAUUGAAUUUUGAAUCGAAAAGAACACGUACCCCUUGUGCGUCGGCGAUAAAAAAAUAAAAAAAAACCAAAGUUAGGAAAAAAAAAACUGUUUUCUAAUUUUCUACUUUCCUCGUGUGUUACAGAAGAGCGGCUUAUACGUAUAUUCGUAUGACGUGUCCUUGACGGCGGCGGCGUUUAUUACUGUUCGUAUUGGCGGUUUUUUUUUGUUUCUUUUUGGUAGGCACCUUUCAAAAGCGCGCACAUACACGCGCGUAAAAAAAAAGAUGUCAAACGAAAUGUGUAUAUAUGUAUUAUAUUAUAGCCCGUUGUACCUUCUUCUCGUAACAGAACGUGCGCGCGUCCGUAUAUUAUACAUACUAGGAGGAGCGUAUUAUGUUCGUCUCGGAGGUGGAGGGCAGAGCGCCGGGGCGAUCGUUUUCGAAAUGGAAAGUUAACCGUUUUCAACAGCGCGCUCUUAACGUGCUAUAACAAUAAUAUGUAAUCGAAGAUAACAUUUAUUAUUAUCAUUAUUAUUAUUUUUUUUUGAUAUUAUACACGUAUUAUUACUCAGCUGCACACGACGUCGCCGAUAGCCUCGACACGUGUCCGAGGACACAGCCGAAUAUUCGGCAAAUUGGGCGACGAGGGCGGCCCCUUUAAUUUCGUUUUCAAGUUUAAAUGUUAAAUCAAUUCCGCUGAUUACGGCACUCGUACACUGCAAUGUAUAAUAAUAUAGCGGCGACGGCGGUUUUUUUUUUUUUUUUUUUCGGAAUUUAAAAAUGGUUUUUUGUCCUCCGGGACGCGUUCAAGGAUGUGCCCUCGGCGGACACGCGGUUCGAUAUAAUAUUCACGUAUACCGGCGCUUGAAACAAUACAGUACUGUAUACUGGCUGUUGUGCAGUUGACUGCGAUUAUUAUGAACUAUUACAAAAAAAUGACCCGGGUGCCGUGCGAAUUAACGCGUUUCAAUGUUAUCCGAACCGAAAAUCGGGUCAAACGGCGGUGGUUUUUCAUCGCCCGACGCGAUACGUAUAUACGUUUACUACUCGCAGACGAAGUUAUUAUGGUCGAUUCGUUUUUUUUUCCGCGCUAAAACGGCAAAAUGGUGGUCGAGGAAAAAAAUCGAUCGAGGUCUUCCCCGUUUGUAGACCGCCGCGGAAGAAUUCCGUUUUUUUUUUCUUUUUCUUUUUCUUAUUCUCAUUUUUAAUCCCGCGGCGACCAUCGCGCGCAGAAGAGAUUUAUUUAUUAUUUCACCGGUAUUAUCGUCUUCGUGUCGUAAUAGUAUAAUAUAUAGUUUUCCUCGUUGUAAUCUUAUUUUCAUCCGCGACCCGAUAAAUAUAAUACAUAAUACAUUGGUAUUAUGUAGGUAUAUGUCGUUAUUGACUAUAUUAUUGUGUGUACAAUAAUAUAGUUAUUCCGUUCAACCUUGGACGUCCGUGAAAUCGAUUUAUUUUCGCCGCGUAUCAAAUUUGCGGUGAAUAUUUGAACCUUGACUUUGAAACUGUACAAUAGUGCGGUGUUUUCCAUAAUAUUAUUAUUAUUAUUUUAUUAAUAAUAAUAAUAAUACGAAUGUUAUAAUUGUUUUGUAUUUCUGCUCCGCGAUGUGCGUUUGCGGACGUCAAAGUUCACGACGCAAUAGAAUUAUUAUGACACACGCCAUUAUUGUAGAUUAAUUAUAAUAUUAACGCCUACAAUCGUCGUCGGAAUGAUAUGAAAAGAAAAAAUCUGGGCGAACGCGUUUAUGCCCGUCGUCCGAGCAAGCUGUAAUAAGCGUUUGGAGAACCAACACAGUGAAAUAAAUAAAUAAAAAAAAAAUAUUAGUGUACGUAUACUUGCCUAAAUAAACGAGAAACUUGCGUUGCGCAAUCGUUAAUAGUAGUAUUGUUUUUUUUUUCUUUUUUUUUUCAUUCUGUCGCCGAAACGUUUUAUUUUCGCCGCAAAAAAAAAAAAAAAAACCGUUGUGUGGCAGUGGCACCCAAACUGUUAAAGUGUAGCAAUAAUUGCUACACACAACACGGGUGGUGUGGUUCGAAGGAACGUAUUGUAAAGAUUUGCGGGUUAUUUGCUGAAAAAACAAAUCGACACCAUAUUAUAAUAUAACCAAUUUGACCUUAAAGGAAUAUUUUUCUAUCAUUACAGUAUAGCUACUACAAAUUUACGUAUAGGAUAUUAUGGACUGUUAAAUAAAGCGUAAUAAAGUGAUAGUUUGCUACAGUUGAACGUGCUGUUUAGACACCACUAAUCAUCGACAUCCUCGUAUUAUCCGUCAUUUGUGUAUAGAAUCGAAUUUUGCGCUUGAAAUAUCGUCGAAUUCGGUUACGUGUAUGAGUUACUAGUUGCCCGUGCACUGUAUUGAAUGAAAAACGCUUUUUUAAACCUAAAAACAUGUUUUAUCGUUUCUACCUCUCUGUCCCUAUCGUAUUUAAAACGUGUCUCCAUACGGUAUCCCGGUAAUUCAUUUUUUUGAAAAGGGCACUUCUUUUUUGCCUGUGACAACCAAAUUAACUACUAAUUAUAAUUGUUUUUUAUCAUCUACGUCACCGAGAUAACUUAUAAGCUAUUUUCAACAAAAAUAAUUCUUAUCAAAAAUACUAAAAACCCUGUGUGAGUUGUCUUUUAGAGAUUGAAUUUCGAAAAUCCGAGUUCAAGAUAAAUGUGGACUCUGUAUGCCGCGCACAGAUAAAUAAAUAAACAGACACUUGCUGGUUUUAUCAAUAUAGAUUAUAAUUAUAGGAGUAUUAUCAAAACAGAUUAUAGUGUUAAAAGGUCUAAACGUAAAUAGUAAUUUAAAAAAACAUACUUUCCGUGCAAAAAUACAGACCAGUCAUAAUUUAAUAAAUAAUAUUAGCGUAUUUGUGGCCCUUUCAAUGUUCAUUGAACAACAAACUGGCCAUCUGAAACAUCCACGAAUCACUAAAAGGCGCUAGUGUCAUAUAUUUCACACGUUAAAAUAUACCAGUCAGUCGGGAGAACUAUGGCCGCCACCGAUAGCUUUUUCCUUAUCACCCACCUUAUUUCUCAAUCGUUACCAUUAAUCGUCAAAUUUAUCAUAUUAUACCAUAGAUAAUUGUGCCGUUAAUUUUUUUAAUCAUUGAUUAACACGAUUUGUUGUUUUGUUUUUUUAGACUGAAGGGCACCGGUGGCAGUGCUCUGGGUGCUGCGAGCAGCGCAUUAGUAGGCACCAGCGGCAAUCUAGGCGCGGCAGCAGCCGCUGCUGUGCUGAGCGGCGGUAGCAGUCGCGUGACGUCGUCGGGCGUUGAGCUCAGGGAACUCAGGCGCCACAAUUACAAGGCAUCCGUGUCUGUGCUUUCGCACAUAAACAAAGGUAUCACCGCAUUGCCGUACACUAACAUCGGACCAGGACACCGACAACGAACCAGAGCCCACCGGGCCAUGAACAUGGGCCAGAAAAUAUCUAGUGAGUAUAACGAAAUAUUAUUAGUUAUUGUAGGCCGCCAGUAUCGUGAAUUAGCAUCAAUUUGUGAUUGUGCUUCGAUCAUUUGCGUGGUUGAUAUCUAAUGUUUUAGAUUUUCUGGUGGUGCGAAACGAUAAUUUUCCACCGCCCGCUAACAUCGUAAUCGUAUGUAUAUAUUCGUAUGCAUGUACAGACGAGAGAACGAACAAGGAGUACACAUUUGCGUUCACCCGUUUCGUCAUUUGGUCGUAUUAUAGGCAGAAUUGGUUUUUUUUUUCAUAUAUUUCAUGAAAUAAAUAAUGUUAUUUAUAUUGCGACUACGUGAGACGGUGGUGGGUUUCACAAUUCUAUAAGAAAAAUAAUAACCGGUUAUUUUUUUUCUCAAAAUUUCACUAGCUUUUCAUGUAAAAGAUUUUAAAUAUUUAGUUGCUCUUGUCAGCCCUAACAUAACUUGCAUAUGCUAUUUUUCACGUUCGAAACACAUUUUUUCAUGCUCGCGUGUGCCGUCCACACGGACUAGCGCGUAUUCUCAUUUGUGCUCACCGUGUUCGUGCUCUCGUUUGGACGUACCUUAAGAGGACUUGAUACCCAACGCAUAAUAUUACUGCUCCCGUCUCGCAAACGUAGGACACCAGAAAAUUGUACGUUUAGCCAUGGACAAUUUUGUGUUAUACGCUCGAUUAGUUCUUGCGUCAUGAAAUUCUUAUCAGACUGUUAUCAGUAAUAAUGUUAUUAUUUUUUAGAUUCAAAUAAUUUAACUGUACAUUUAAAAACACACAUGAUAUAUUUUUGAACACUCUUAUUAUAUUAAAAUACGAGUAUUUACUUACUGAGAUUCGGCUAUUAUUAAAUAAGAGAUACUCAAAUGAGAUUUUUUUGAAUAAAAUAUUUAAGUAUACAAGUACUUGAAAUGUAGACUAUAACAAUUUUAAGUUGAACAUUAUUUCAAAGACCUGUAGUUUUCACAAAUACUUAUAUUGACCUUUUGUAGAAGUGAUGAAAUUUUCAAAGCAUUUUAGCUACUUUUAGGGUAUUUAUUUAGAUUUAAUAUUUUCUUGUUUUUAUAUGUAUUUUUAUUUGGUUGAUAUCUAUUAAAUUAUAUAACUUAAAAGAAACACUUGACCAUUUAAUAUUAGGUACAUUAUAAAUGGUACUUAGUGGUCUAAAGAACAAAUUUGAUUUUAAUGCAUCGGUUUUUCGUUUUAAAAUCAAAUUUUGACAAAAAUCGUAAAAAAUACGGCAUUUCAAAAUAUUUCUAAUCGAAAUUUUCGCCAAAUCGUUUUUCGAUAGCAACGAUUUAUCGUUACGAACAGAUAUAAAUGAUGUACCUUUAUUUAUCCUACAUUCCCAUUCCUACCUACAACAGUGAUUUUACAGUAUAACCGUCCCCAGUAACAGCUCUUUUUAAUAUUAGAGUGAAGUGACCCAUUAUUAAACUUAAAAGUAAGAAGAACAUUAUCUGUUCAAUCACGUGGGGUUUUUUUUUAAAUAUUUUAAUUAUUAAGGGAGACACAAGCAUCUUUAAAUUUUGAUAUUUCACAUUUUCAUAUCUCACUUGAAAAUUAAAAUUUCUAGAGAAUAACUUAUAUGGUUGCACAGUUAAUGUUCUUACUGUUAAGUCUGAUGAUAAAUCAGUUUACUUCUAUAUUAAAACUAACAACACAAAAUUGUCUCUGUUAAACUCAAAUUUGCUAUGUUUUUAUGUUGCUAUAUACAUUUUUAAUACGGAGACCGCACAUGCGGGACGCGGGUAUCUCGUUAUUUUAAUAUUGUGCACCUGCAAGAGAUUUCCACGGGUUUUAAAUAUAAGGUACACGUGUUUUUUGAAAAUCAGAUUAAAACUUUUACUGGUUUUACCUGCCGUCACGUUGUACUUGCCUUUAUACAAAUUGAAUGAUUUCUGCAACAGCCACUAAUUUUUCAUGAGGAAAUAGAAAUUAUAAUUAUGUCUUAUAAAACGUUUUUUUCGACUUCGUCAUUGGACAGCAUUUUAUAUUAACCGUACCUAUGGUUUUAAUUGUUAAAAAAAUAAAAAAAAAAAAUUAGGAAUUGUACGGUUUUAUGCAACAAUAGCCCUUCGAUUAUCAUAAAUUGUGCGUCGACAAGGAUCCAUCAACUUGCGAGGUUCUGUUUUUGUUUAUCCCCCAUAUAUAUAAAUAAUAUAACAAACGGUUUUACUUUUUACGGAUAUCCCUCGGGGUUUUUGCUUUUAAAAUAGUAUUCCCCGGGUAUGUUUGGGAGGGUGGGCAAUUCUCCCUUCUCCCGACCCGGCGAAAUCCGGUUGGAUGACAACGGCUCCUGCGUUCCUCUAUCAGAUCCGACGUACCUGCGUGUACGUGUUUUCAGUGUCUGUUUUCUCGUCUGGUUUUUUUUCCAUACCGUCAUAUACAGAGCGAUCCGAAAACGUUGCGAUCGCACGUAUAGUUUCCGUUUCUGUGGCCUAGGUAACGCGCCGUUGCCGCCCUGUGCACAUAAUAUUUAACGAUAACGGAUCUUGCGUAGUAUUGCAUUUUGUUUAGUCGUCGUGUAAUAUUCACAAAAGUCUCUAAAAAUACGUAGUUUAUACCCACUCGUCUGGACGAUUGUCCAGUGGAUUAGGUACCGAAAAACGAGUUUUCUUAUCUCUUAGUGACCUGUGAACCAAUGUCUCAUCGACAUUAUUCUAUACGCAAAUACGCCACGCACCCACUGAGCUAGAUAGUACCUACUAUACCAGCGACAGUCAAAAUAACCCUACGAUAAAAAUUUAAAAUUAAUAUAAUAAAAUUACGAACUAUACUGCUGUGUGUUCUCAUAACUCAGAACUCGUGGUGUUCUUUGUUUUCUUUUUCUUAAACAUCCGAUUUUAAAUUUUCGACGUCUUUUUUUCACGAAUACUUAAACACGGAUUUGUCUUUGUCAAUUUCAGUUUAUCGUUCCGAAUAUUAUUUAUCCAUAGGUAAAAUAAUGUUUAACGUAUUAAAUAUCAUUGUUAAUAACGAAAUAUGCGUAUCAGUCGGCAACGCUGAGAUGAUAAAAUGUAAGUAAUAAUAAAAAAAAAAAAAAAAAAAUUAAACUUGUUAAUAUAACUUUAUAAUUUCCAAAAAGAUAUCUCGGAAGUCGUGAUACUGUUGCUUUUGCCGAGUUAUAUGAAACUAUUGUUGCUUGCACAAAUUUUAGCCCCUUCCCUACUUUUACGCCAUACGUAACUUAUAAUACUUGUUUCAGCGAAAUAAAUAUUAUUGUUAUUUUAAUUGCAAAUGUUUGUUGUUUCAGGUGGAGUUAAAACCGUUAGCCGCGAAAGUGCGCAACCAUACAAGCCUGUAGUACCAAGAGAACUGGCCCAAGAUUUUGCCCGUCCGGCCAGAUUAGAUAUAUUAUUAGAUAUGCCGCCAGCGUCCAAAGAAGUGCAAAUCAAACACGCUUGGAACGCGGAUGAUAGGUCUUUAAAUAUAUUUGUUAAGGUAAUCAUCAUACUCAUGACUUAUUAGUAGAUAUACCUACAUACUACAAAUGCAAUUUGUUGGUGAUAUUUUAUUUAAUAAAAAUUUAAUUUUGUGUGUACAGGAUGAAGACAAACUGACAUUCCAUAGACAUCCAGUAGCCCAAAGCACAGACUGUAUUAGAGGUAAGACUGGCCUAACCAAAGGUCUACACGUGUGGGAAGUAAACUGGUCGACCAGGCAACGUGGUACGCAUGCAGUGGUCGGAGUUGCCACAGUGGCUGCACCUCUACAUUCGGUCGGCUACCAAAGUUUAGUGGGAAAUAACGACCAGUCAUGGGGCUGGGAUUUAGGCCGUAACAAAUUAUACCAUGAUGCAAAAAGUUAUGAUGGCAUUACGUAUCCGGCUUUACUCAAGCCAGAUGAGACAUUUAUAGUGCCAGAUAAAUUUUUAGGUACGUUACACUGAAUUUUAGGUAUAUAAUGCUCAGGUAUUUAAUUGUAGUUAUCAUUGAUUCAUAUUUUAUAUAUAAUAUUAUGUGUUUUCUUUUUAGUUGUUUUGGAUAUGGACGAAGGUACUCUAUCCUUUGUUGUUGAUGGUCAGUAUUUGGGUGUAGCGUUUAGAGGCCUCAAGGGACACGAAUUAUUUCCAAUUGUCAGUGCUGUCUGGGGUCAUUGUGAAAUUACGAUGAAGUACAUUGGUGGACUAGAUCGUGAGUACUUGUCAUUUGUGAUAUGACAACAUUUAUAUUUAGGUACCUAAUAAAAAAUCAUUAUUAACGUAAUACUAACUUUACUGUUCUAGCUGAACCCCUACCGCUGAUGGACUUAUGUAGACGAGUCAUUAGGCAACAAAUUGGUAAACAAUAUCUAGAAGAACGUGUAAUGGACCUAAAUCUGCCGCAGUCAUUAAGCGUUUACUUACUAUACCGGGACAGGAGAUAA